Prunus armeniaca (apricot) is the source of this 252-nucleotide messenger RNA. NCBI's taxonomy places the organism in Eukaryota, Viridiplantae, Streptophyta, Magnoliopsida, Rosales, Rosaceae. The record is from the annotation of a GenBank genome assembly.
AUGGCCUCAGUUCAAAGUGCCAAAGUGGACCUGGAAGUUUUGGUUGACAAAUUCAAAAAGUUUGGUGCUUCUUCUCAAGAAUUUGAAAUGCUUCCAGAAUUAGAGACAAAACUGGCACAAGAGAAAAAGAUUUUGGAGGCACAUCAUAAAGAUUAUACUGACAACGAGAUAAUGCUAAGGCAGGUAGAUUGGCAUCUAAAAACCUUGGAGGCUAGGUUGCAGCAAGUGUUGGAGCAAAAGGCAGCUGACUAG